Messenger RNA from Cottoperca gobio, 1450 nucleotides. RefSeq names its product ring finger protein 24 (gene rnf24). Gene Ontology annotation, molecular function: zinc ion binding; ubiquitin protein ligase activity. The record is from RefSeq and is a predicted model, not a curated record. NCBI's taxonomy places the organism in Eukaryota, Metazoa, Chordata, Actinopteri, Perciformes, Bovichtidae. The coding region runs from base 555 to 1004 and encodes 149 amino acids. The transcript has 7 exons. Gene Ontology annotation, biological process: proteasome-mediated ubiquitin-dependent protein catabolic process. Gene Ontology annotation, cellular component: endomembrane system.
GACUGGGAGGAGGUGGGAUCUCGCUAAGGUAGUAGUGGGUUUAGCAAACGUGUACGUGCGAGCCGUGCAGAUUGCCAUCCACAAUUCCUAUUGCCAAACGACGGAUUGUUUUGGGGGGAAAUCACUAAGAGAAAGCCCCUUCGCGGGAUCCCUCCCCCCCCCCUUGCCAACAACACACAUCCAUCCACCACCUUCUUUACUUAUAUUCGGGGGUUUUUUCUGCUUCCCACUCAGACCCAGCGAGGAUCCCGUUAACCAGAGGCGCUACCAUCGUCAACAUCACAGACGGUGGGCUGUGUGAUGAGGUCGCCGUGCAACCGGGAUUUGGUUACGCUCAAAUAAAACGGUUGUUGUUGCUAGGACACUCUUCGCUUUCAUAUUGGGUCAAUUUGUCGCCUUUUUGGAGCCUCCUUGCACCCCAAGUGUGUGAAGAAAUACACAGCAGAAGAACAUAGCUUCUACUGGGGCUGAGGGAACCGCUGUGACGUGCACAGAUAGAGCAGCCACCGUGCUUUACCAAACAGUGAUGACCCUUGUGAAACGCAUGAAUAUCCAUGAGCUCCGAUUUCCCACACUACAGUUUCAGGAUGCCAAAUAUAGGGUUCCAGAAUCUUCCCCUUAAUAUCUACAUUGUGGUGUUUGGGACAGCCAUCUUUGUCUUCAUCCUCAGCCUCCUCUUCUGCUGCUACUUAAUAAGGUUACGGCACCAGGCGCACAAAGAGCUAUAUGCAUACAAACAAGUCAUUCAGAAGGAAAAAGUCAAAGAGCUAAAUUUGCAUGAGAUUUGUGCGGUGUGCUUGGAGGAGUUCAAACAGAAAGACGAGCUGGGGAUUUGUCCAUGCAAACAUGCCUUUCAUAGGAAGUGCCUCAUCAAGUGGUUGGAAGUGAGGAAAGUGUGCCCGCUGUGCAACAUGCCCGUCUUGCAGCUCGCCCAGCAGGCCGGCAGCACGGAUCCCCCUUUGCCGAUACAGCAGCCUCUACCCGGCAUCGAGAACCUGGUGUAGCAGACACAAAGCCUCUCUUAUAGUACACUACAGACACACACAAACACACAUCCCAUCACUCAUACUCUCACCUGUACAGGUACACCUUUACUAUGAGUCUGGACAGAGGGGAGAAACUGGAGUGCGUGCGCAGACGCUCACAGAAACUGUGACUCUGCAGCCCUCGUCACCUCUCCUAUCCUUGCGUUUUUUUACAAAAGGAUUUCAGUUCUGACUGAUAAUCAACUGUUUUCAUGUUUUUCUUUUCGCGGACAAUGAAGAAGAGUUGAUCUAGAAGAAGUUUACUUCUUGGCCAAGACGUGGUCUAUAACUUUUUCUCAACCAAAGCACUUUUCUGGGGACACCAGCUAAAGACCAGGAGGAAAGAAAAAAAAAACACAGAAGCCAAGAACUACAAUACACUAAAAUAUAAAUAGUUUAAUUAUUUUUUAACAAGCACUUUACAA